ACCUCCUGCUCAUCUUCUUAUGAAAGCAUACCAACUUCUGAAAAUCUUUUUGACCAGUUCAAAAAGAUGAUGAAAGACUUUGAGGAGAUAAAUCUCAAACAUUCUUCCUUAACAGAGGAGAACAAACUAUUGAGUGAAGAGAAUCUCAAGUUGACUGAAGGUCGGAAAAGUCAACUGAAUGAGAUCACUCAACUCAAGACUGAAAAUGAAUCUCUCUCUGAAAAGGUGAAAUCCCUUAACAAAGAACUAGGGACUCUUAAGUCCAAAGAAGCAGUGGAUAAGCUUCUUGAAACGACCAAACAUAAGGGUCGUGAAGGACUUGGGUUUGACCCCUCCAAUUCUAAAAGGAAAGGGAAAACAACCUUCAUCCUUCCUAAACCUACUGCUAAACCAAAUAAGCAGAAAGGGAAGGAAAAAGAAAAACCAACAGAAGUUCCCAAAAAGGAAAAGGAACCUGCUGAGGAAACAUCUGCUCGUAACCAGAGCCCUCACCAAUUUGAAGAAGAAAUUCCUCAAGUCCAAAGCCUUCCAACCUCAUCUCAGCAUCAAACAGAUGAUGCAGAUAACCAAUUCUGGCAGCUAUACUAUGAUUGGAAAGCCUGGAAAGUUGGAAAUUUAGCAGAGCAACUGUUGAAUUGGGACCAACAUCUGAAGAAUGAGAAAAUCAUCAAGAAGUGCUUAGGAAUACCAGUCAACCACAACUGUGAACAGAUUUUGGAUGAAUGCUGGGUAUGGCAAAGGAACCUUGAAGACUUGCAUCUCGAAUACCUGGCCAAUACGCCAGUUUCAGACUGUGAAGCAGAUGAUGAAGACACUGCAGUCUUCAAGCCAGUCUUCUCAAAAGUUACAGAAGAUCAAGUGGCUCUCACUUCUGAAGCAACAGCUGAGGAUUUCCAAACAUUUCCGGAAACCUCACCUGCAUUUCAGGAAACUUCACAUGCUUCUGAAAUGGUUUUGACUGAAGUUGUUCAAGAGAAGGCAACCCCUCCCUCCCAAGAACAGAACCAGGAAACAGCAGAUGAAGAAGAAUUUCAGCCGCUAAUCCAAUCUCAAGUUUUGGAGAUUCUCACCACUCCUUGUGAGAUCUCCAAUCCUACUGAAAUUGAGAUCCCGGAAAAGUCAGCUGAAAUUCUGGAACAGUCAGCUCUUCCAGAAACAAUGGAGCAAGCUGUUGAAGCACAAACGAAAUUCUGGAGAAGCUGCAAAAGAAACUCAAAUGGCAGAACUAGAGAAGGAGAAUCUGAAAGAACACUGAAGGUUACUGAUGAAGAAGAUGUCCAAGAAGAUGCUGAAUCUCUUCCUAUGAAACUCUUCCAAAGAACACCAUCAUCUCAUCAGGUAACCAACUUUCAUUUCCAUAGCUCUUCCACCCCUGCUCUUCCGGAUGAGAUACCGGAAAUCUGGACAAAUAAGGUCCAAGGGCUGAUUGAAUCAGCCCUAGCAUCUCAACAUGCCUCCUUUAGGCAAGAGAUAGAACAAAUGGAAGUCAGGCACACCCAGUUAAUAGAGAAAUCUGAAGGAAAACACAGCGCAGACCUCAAAGAAAUAAGCAAAUCAGUGCAGAAGACUCUGGAGAUUAUCUCUCUAUUGAGUGAAACUGUAGUAACCAAAGAUUACUUGAAGGUGAUCAUUGACAAUCAAAAGGAAGCAUACAAGCUGUUCAGACUUAUUGGUGCAAACUCUAGAAACCGCAAGAUGGAAGUAAUUCUCCAACAACACAGUCCAUCUCCAAUACCACAGCUCCCUAUUGCAAUCAAAGAAGGAGAAGUAUCUUAUAUUCCUUCUCAUCUGAACUUGACAAAUCUAAUCCUUGAAGCACAGCAAAGAAAUCCGGAAAACUCAGCACAACUUCUAUCCAGCUCAGGACUGGAUGGAACAGAAGUUAUAGGUACAGUUGUUGACCACUUCUCAAAUGAUGCUCAAUCAGAAGAAAGACGUGAAAAUUUAAGACGCAUCAAAGAACUGUGUGGGAACAUGAAGGGCAUCAGUGAAGUUGCCGGAUCUUCAAAGCGCAAGAGAAACUGAAGGUUCUUUACAUCAAAACAGGGGGAAAGGAAAACGAACGGAAGCCAUCACAAUGAGCCUUGCCAGUUUUCGCACCCAACAAGUGUUUUAAUGCAUAAAAUAAUUUUCUAAUAAAAAUAGCAUUUUAUUUCUAAUCUUGGCAAAAUUUUUAACUUUUUAUGAUCAUUAAAAUCUUGCCUCUCAUCAUAUGCUUCACAUUAAGUGUGAGGAAGAUUGACAUACUUUGAUUUUUCUACUCGCAUCCUGCAUUUGGACCUCGAGGACGAGGUCUAGCUUAAGUGUGAGGAGGUGGAAUAUCAGUUAUGAUUAUAUUCUAGGAAAUUAUUUUCUUGAUCAAUAAUCAGUUAAUGAAUUUAGUUAUCAAUU
This is a messenger RNA of Cuscuta campestris, 2391 nucleotides long. The record is from the annotation of a GenBank genome assembly. NCBI's taxonomy places the organism in Eukaryota, Viridiplantae, Streptophyta, Magnoliopsida, Solanales, Convolvulaceae.